CCCAUCAUGGCGUCUCCCAGCGGCUGCCGGUCCCAGCCCGGCGGGCAGGGCGGCGGGGCCGGGGCCGGGGCCGGGGCUGGGGCGGGCCCGGCGGCUUUGCGGGGCGCCGAGGAGGACGCCGAAGGGCUGUACGUGGCGGUGGAGCGCUGCCCGCUCUGCAACACCGCCCGCCGCCGCCUCACCUGCGCCAAGUGCGUCCGGAGCGGAGACUUUGUCUUCUUCGACGGACGCGACUCGGAAAGGUUUUCUGAAAAGAAAGAAAGGCUGAUGCAUCUUAAAACUAAGCAGAGAGAAUUCCAAAAACAUGUUUUGAAGGCCAUGGAAGGGAAGGAGAUAACUGAUCAGCUGAGAUGGAAAAUAAUGUCUUGCAAGAUGAGGAUUGAGCAGCUGAAACAGACCAUUUGCAAGGAGAAUGAUGAAAUGACAAGACAUGCAGAGGGGCUUCUGAGGAUCAAGGAGGAGAACCAGAAGCACUAUCGCAGGGCUCAGAGGCACCAGGAGAAGAAAGAGAAGAUCCAGAGGCACAACCGCAAGCUGGGGGACUUGGUAGAGAAAAAAACCUCUGACUUGAAAACCCAGUAUGAGCAUCUGGCAAACCUUCGUCGCACGCACAUCCUGGAGCUAACAUCUGUCAUAUUUCCCAUCGAGGAGGUGAAGACAAGCAUGAGAGAUCCUGCAGAUGAGUCUUCUGGGAGUGACAAUGCGAUGACCUCUAGCACUGUGAGCAAGCUGGCAGAGGCCAGGAGAACCACCUACCUCUCUGGGAGAUGGGUGUGUGAUGAUCAUAACGGGGACACCAGCAUCAGUAUCACAGGGCCUUGGAUAACCCUGCCUAAUAAUGGAGACUAUUCAGCUUAUUACAACUGGGUGGAAGAGAAGAAGACUACACAAGGACCAGAUAUGGAGCAUAAUAACCCUGCUCACACCAUCAGCGCCGCGCUGUGCUAUGCAACUCAGCUGGUUAACACCCUGUCCCUCAUACUUGAUGUGAAUCUUCCCAAGAAGCUCUGCAACAGCGAGUUCUGUGGAGAGAAUCUCAGCAGACACAGGUUCAUGCGGGCAGUGAAGAAGCUGAAUGCCAAUAUCCUUCACCUUUGCUUCUCUCAGCACGUGAAUUUAGAUCUGUUGCACCCACUGCACACGCUCAGGAACCUUAUGUACCUGGUCAGCCCAGACACUGAGAACUUGGGCAGGUCUGGGCCUUUCGAAAUCAGCGCAGACCUGGAGGACUCGAUGGAGUUCGUGGAUCCCAGCGCCACCGGCGAGACGGACGAGAGCGGCGACGAGCGCGUCAGCGACGAAGAGACAGACCUGGGGACAGACUGGGAGAACCUGCCCAGCCCCAGGUUCUGUGACAUCCCCUCGCAGCAGGUGGAGAUGCUGCAGAGCCAGAGCACCCAGGUGUCCCAGCCCAUCGCCAGCAGCAGCAGCGCGGGGGGAAUGAUCUCGUCGGCGGCCGCUUCCGUCACCUCCUGGCUCAAAGCCUACACUGGGCAUCGCUAACCAGCCGGGCAGGGAGGGCCCUGUGGGGCUGUGGAAGGACUCCCCACCCCAGCCAGGGCUGGAGUAAAACCCGACCUAUUCAGUUGAGUAGUGCCUGGAACAAAGCAAAGGUCAGACUUUCGUUUUUUAAGCCAGAAAAAAAAAAACACACCUUUUUAUUUUACCCAAGAUGACUGGGAUGGUACCUUUUUGUAAACGAGUGAGUUCCCUGCUCCUGGUGGCUUCUGGGAGGGCACUUGGUGUCCUGGCUCUGUCUGCAUGGUUGAGUAUGGAAGGAAAAGGACCUGGCAGCCUCCAGCUCUACUUUCUCCAGAAGAAUUUUGGAAGACUUGGAGCAGGAUGAGUACAAAAGAGACAGGGCUGCUCAGCCUGGACAGUGCUGCAAAGGCAGGUCACAUUUUCUUAACCCCUUGCAGGGUUCUGUGUUUGCGUGUGUGUUUUAAAUCUGUCUUGCAUAAUGCAAAAAAAAAAAAAAAAAAGAAAUAAUAAUAAUAAUAAUAAUGCAUCUUUCUAAAUUUUUUUCAUUCAGGACAUGAAAGUGACACAUUUUUAAACAUCUUUUCUAAUCUCCGUUGCCGUAUUUUUAAUACAAAGGAUCAGCAUGGGCAGGAAUUCACACAGCAAACUGGUCUCAAGUUUUGAGUUGGUUGUGAAUCUUUCCCCAGUUUUGCCUGAGAAAUGUGGCUCAUUUCAUUGCUCUUUCCACCUGGGAGGUAGUGGAGAAGUUCCGUGUUGUGCUGUCCAAAGCACACACAGGCUCUUUACUCUUAGAAUCACACACCAAAGAAACACUGGACCUUCUCUUAGCUAGACCCACGCUCGAGGCCGCCCCAGGAUUGCAUCCUUGCAAUAAUGCUCCUCGGUUACACCACCACGUGGCCACUUGUUCAUGUUAGAAAAAACACCACCUCAUUUCAAGCCAGCUGAACAGUCACACGCUCUCCACACUACAUGUAUUUUAAACCCUGUUCUAUUUUAAGCUUAUGGUGGGUUUUUGGGUUUUUUUUCCCCCUUGUUUACUGAAAGCCAGGGAGUUGUUUCAGUGCAGAGAUGCUGGUGGCCCAGCUGGCUCCUUGUAAAGCUACAGGAGGUGGGAAAGUGACAGGUGGGUUGGUUAAUGGCUUCUCUUCCACCUUGUGGUGUGGUUACUUACAGACAGGCUUGCUCAGUGAGGCUUCCAACCUGUGGUUUCCAUGUUACACACUUGGGGUGUUGGACUUCUCCAUGGGUUAAGGGCUGGAAACGCCUCUGCCCCUCUUCCCUGUGGUGUCACAGCUGGGAAUGGGGCUGCAGGGAGUGAUGCACAAGCCCUGUCCCUGCCACCAGGCAGUGCCACCAGGCAGUGUCCUCCUGCCUGUCUGCAGUCCCAGGGCUGGCCACCUCACCCAGUGUUUUGUGGCUGGUUCCUCUCCAGACCAGCCAGUGGAGCAGGUGGAAAAGCAGCUUUGGUCCUGCUGCCCAUGUACCCAGUGAGUCCCAUACCAGGGGGGCCAGGUGAGUGUUGUGUCCCCCAGCCCCCCACCCCUCUGCCUGGCAGCUCUUUCUCUUUGUCCUGGGGGUGGGCAUCUGGUGUCAGUAGUUUCUUUCUUACCAUUUUUCUUUUUUUUUUUUUUAAUACCAAAGACCCUUAACUCUGCCCUCGCAGCACCCAGGCUGCUGGGUGAGAACACCCUCAGCCCCACCUUUCCUCUGGUCUAAAUCCAACAGUUGGGCUCAUUUUAAGAGAACAGCCACAACUCCCUUGAUUUUACUGCAGCAGGAAAGGGGCCACUGCCCCCCCAGCCCCUCUGGGCUUUGGGCUCUGCUCAGGUCACAGCACUUUACUCCCAGCUUUCAGUCCUUUGCAGCUCUGAGCAACCAGCACCCUCACCAGUUCUGGAGAUUGGGCUCUUGGUGUCGUGCAGCCCCCUCUGGUUCCCUGUUUAUUUUGCACUGGACCCUGCCAUAUAAACACCCUCUCUUCCUUGUUUUGUUAGUUUGUUUUAAUAUGCAUUUCAGUCACUCUUUCCUUGCUGCCUUCAUGCUACUUUGAACCCCUUGAAGGUCAGGCCAUGAUUCAGCUUUCUACACUGUCAUUUACUUAACUUAGGGAAAGAAACACCAACACAACAAACCUUUUUAAGCCAUAUCCUUCCUCAUCAUCCUAUUUUCCAAAUAAUUUAUUUGCAACCAGCUCAUCUCCUGAAGGUGCACAGUGGCACUGCCAGGGUGUUAAAACGCAUCGAGGUAGGUCUUUUCAUGAAACCUUUUUGUAACAGAUUGUGGUUUGUUUUGGGUUGUUUUUUUAGUGUUUUGCACAUGUGUAGCUAGGGAAGAAUUAUGUGUGUGUCCAAACCUUGAGUGCAAUCGCCAGGAUUAGUUUUCCAGGUUGUUUUGGGGGCAGGGGAGGGAGGGCAGGACUAUCUGCUAAUUAUAGAUCUCUGAGGACAGCCAGCUGAGAAUUUACAGAACACUCUGCCCAGCACGAAUGUGGGAACUUUUGUCCAUGACCAGUGAUCUGGGGUGACCAAUCUGAGCUGCCAAGGAAGAACCUGAUUUCAAAAACCCUCCACUGAAAAAUCAGGUGCCUUGGAAAGGUCUCAGGUGGGACACCCAAGGGUCACUUGUCACCUGCAAAAACCCAGGGCCUCUCUUUGCCAACUUCUGAACUAAAUGUAACUAAACACAAAUGGUUUGGGUUUUGUUUUGUUUUUUCUAUAUUUUAUUGUAUUAUUGCAAUAAAUCUUUUAACAGUAA
Messenger RNA from Apus apus (common swift), 4239 nucleotides. RefSeq names its product autophagy related 14 (gene ATG14). Gene Ontology annotation, cellular component: extrinsic component of omegasome membrane; autophagosome; extrinsic component of phagophore assembly site membrane. The coding region runs from base 7 to 1503 and encodes 498 amino acids. The transcript has 10 exons. NCBI's taxonomy places the organism in Eukaryota, Metazoa, Chordata, Aves, Apodiformes, Apodidae. Gene Ontology annotation, biological process: mitophagy; cellular response to starvation; autophagosome assembly. The record is from RefSeq and is a predicted model, not a curated record.